AUGAUAUCUGUAACUCAUAGUUACUGUUUCAGAAAGUCGGAGAAAUAUACUGAGGCCUCUCACCGUCCGUUGGCUUCGGCCUUCGCCCUUUUUACAUCUUUCUUUGAGGUGAUUGAUCUGCCCACUCUUAAAGGGCCUAUUUGCACAAAGUUGAUGGCCCCCUGCUCCCCACCGCCCUCUUACUGUUUUGAGCAAGUGCUUUCCCUCCAGAAUUUUCCCGGCUCUGAAAUUCUCGCACACUUGCAUCAGCACGCGUCUUUCGUGCAUACUGUAGGUGUCGUGUGCACCGUGAGUGACUUUUUCUACGAAGCCGAUUGGUUGGCCCGUUUCAGCAAACAGCCUGGCACCGGUGCAGAGAGUCCAACCCAAAACAACUUUCCUGCCACUAAACCAAAAAAGGGGAAUAGAACGGACGAGCCGAAGGUCAAGGGAAGCAGCGAAAGCCAGGCGCACCAACCCGUUUCCUCAGACGGGUCUGUCCCGCAGGCGCAAAACGACGAUAAGCCGGAAACGGUGCCGGUCGAAGAGCAAACCACCCAGGGCAAUGUUUCACCGGCCAAAGUUGAUCCUGUAUCCGAAAUGCCGCCUGUAGUUUCACAGAAGCAGUCAGACGCCGAUGCAAGGAGUGUGACCCACAACAACCUUUCUGUUACCAAACCAGAAAAUGAUUCGACUAGCCAGCAGUCAGGUAUUAGACGGAGUAAUAAAGCGGAUUCCGAUCUCAGUCCCGUUAAGGGCGAGGAGCAUGACACUGCGAGUUCGCUGAAACCAGUAGAUCCAAUCAUCAGCGCGAACGCGGACAAUGUGAGUCCUAACGACCGCAAUUUGAAGUCGUUUGAUCGUGCAGAAGCUGAUGAUGGCGACUGUGUAGCACAAGAUUUUUCGCAGGCGGUCGCUACCAACGGCAUGCCGAAGAAUACAGACAAGGCAACGGCACAUGCUGAUGUGCACAGUGAUAAUCCUCUUCCUUCCACUCAUUCUGAAGGCGACCAUUUACAAGAAGCCGGAAUGCACAACACUUCUCCCCCCUCCAAACAGGCCUGUGAAGAUGAACUGGAUGUUGGUUUAGGCUUGCCGGUGGCUUCUGAUGAGGUU
This is a messenger RNA of Dibothriocephalus latus, 1095 nucleotides long. NCBI's taxonomy places the organism in Eukaryota, Metazoa, Platyhelminthes, Cestoda, Diphyllobothriidea, Diphyllobothriidae. The record is from the annotation of a GenBank genome assembly.